Sabethes cyaneus is the source of this 3093-nucleotide messenger RNA. RefSeq names its product glutamate--cysteine ligase (gene Gclc). The transcript is spliced from 6 exons. Gene Ontology annotation, molecular function: glutamate-cysteine ligase activity. NCBI's taxonomy places the organism in Eukaryota, Metazoa, Arthropoda, Insecta, Diptera, Culicidae. The coding region runs from base 482 to 2434 and encodes 650 amino acids. Gene Ontology annotation, cellular component: glutamate-cysteine ligase complex. Gene Ontology annotation, biological process: glutathione biosynthetic process. The record is from RefSeq and is a predicted model, not a curated record.
UUAUACAGUUUACUAUUUCAUAACGUCGGUGGCAGUGGUCGCAGCCGCUUAGGAUUGUGUUGAUCGUGUGUGCUUGCUACUAGCUGCUUAUCAUUGUCGCUCUACCAGCCAACGCGAAGUGCACAUAUUUUUGACAUUUGUUGGGAGCUGUGAUUGGUUGCUCUAAGCAAGAACUGUGGUUACUUCGUUUGUUAAUUUGGUAAAACUACGCGAAGUGACAACGUGAAUCGGCAGAACCUACGGGAUUGGAUAUCUGCUGCGUUGUAUAGAGCGCAACAACGGUGACGUAAGCAGAAGGAAUACAUUCCAAUCAUUUUGCACCCGGAGCUUAGUAUUGAGUAGUAGCUGUUCUAUUGGCGAGCCGAAAACGUGAAACCGAACACAUCGAACACAUUGUUGGCUAUUCAUCGCAAAACUGACUGACAAACUUUGCACAUUCCGCUCUCGUUUUUCACGUAGACCAUAACAAGCUGCUUGUACGAUGGGGCUACUGAGCGAGGGCAGCCCGCUGAGCUGGGAAGAAACGAAAGCGCUGGCGCAGCAUGUUCGUGAACACGGAAUCGAACAGUUCAUCAACCUGUACGCCCGGCUUAAGGACCGCCAGGGAGAUGUGCUCAAGUGGGGCGACGAAGUGGAGUAUGUUAUCGUACGUUUCGACGAUGAAAAGAAGGAAACACAGGUGUCACUACGAGCCAGGGAAUUGCUAGGUGUGCUAAACGAAAAGGAAGCAGCUGAUCCGAAGGGUGUAAAAUCUCUCUGGCGACCGGAAUACGCUGCGUACAUGAUCGAAGGUACACCCGGUAAACCGUACGGUGGUCUGCUGGCUCAUUUCAAUGUCGUCGAAGCGAACAUGCGCUACCGUCGCAUGGAGGUGGCCGAGCUGUUACCAGCCGGCGAGCACGUUAUGUCGAUUACUAAUUUUCCCCGGCUAGGCUGUCCCGACUUCACCUAUCCGUUGGCAAAACCCACCCCGGAUGACGUGAAUUGCGCAGCUCGAUCGCUUUUCUUCCCCGAUGAGGCCAUCUACCCGGGACAUCCUCGUUUUAAGACGCUUACUCGCAACAUCCGUCAACGUCGGGGCGAAAAGGUUUCAAUAAAUCUGCCUAUUUUCCGUGAUAAGAAUACGAAAAUUCCUGUGGAGGGCAGCCUUCCCGAUAAACCGGACUUCGUCCAUAUGGAUGCGAUGGGUUUCGGAAUGGGUUGCUGCUGUUUGCAGCUGACUUUCCAGGCCUGUAACAUUACCGAGGCGCGAACGCUCUACGAUCAACUGACACCGAUGUGUCCCAUUAUGUUGGCUCUAACGGCUGCCAGUCCCGCCUAUCGCGGAUUCCUGACCGACGUCGACUGUCGUUGGAAUGUCAUUUCUGCCUCGGUAGACUGCCGCACCAAGGAGGAAAGGGGAGAGGUGCCACUGAAAAAUGAUCGAUUCCGAAUCUACAAAUCUCGCUACGAUUCCAUCGAUUCAUAUCUCUCCCCGGCAGGUGAAAAAUACAACGACGUUCCAUUGGUUCUGGACGAAGCAAUGUACAAGCGGCUACGCGAGGGUGACAUCGAUCAUCUACUGGCGCAACAUAUUGCCCAUCUUUUCAUUCGCGAUUCGGUUUCUUUGUUCAGCGAAAAGGUCCACCAAAACGACAAGGAAGACACUGAUCACUUUGAAAACAUUCAGUCGACUAAUUGGCAAACGAUGCGCUUCAAGCCACCUCCGCCGAACUCCUCGAUCGGCUGGCGUGUAGAGUUUCGUCCUUGCGAAGCACAACUAACAGACUUUGAAAAUGCUGCCAUCGUAUGCUUUGUCGUUCUGUUGACCAGAGUAAUUUUGUCCUAUCAGCUAGAUUUCCUGAUCCCGAUCAGCAAGGUAGACGAAAAUAUGCAAAACUCUCAAAAGCGCGGAGCCGUCCUUACAGAGAAAUUCUGGUUUAAAAAGAACAUUGCCGGUUUCCCGGGACCGGACGCCAAAAAUAACGAUCAGCCUCGGUCGGACAUCGAAACCAACAGUCAUAACAAUGUUGACGCAAAUGAUUCCACCAACCCGGAUGAUGAGUACGAGCUGAUGACAAUCGAUCAAAUUAUCAAUGGCAAGGGUUGCUUCCCGGGGCUGGUUCCACUGAUCAACAGCUACCUCGGUUCGAUGGAUGUCGAUGCAGAUACACACUGUACCAUUCAGCAGUACCUGAAGUUAAUUCAAAAACGGGCAUCCGGAGAACUACUAACAACCGCUUCCUGGAUCAGAAAACAGGUCACAGAGCACGAAGAGUACAAACAAGAUUCGGUAGUGAGCGCCGGCAUCUGCUACGACUUGCUGAAGACGGCCAAGGACAUUCAGGACGGUAUCAGGCCGUGCCCGGAGCUGCUCGGUAGCAACAUCAAUUCGAAGACGGCCGACAACAUUCCGCCAGCAAUCGAGAAGCAUCUGACCAAGCACUGUUGCUGAACUCGCCCGGCGGCAACCCGGUAAUGUAUUGUGCAUUUAAACAAACAAACAAACGAGAAAAAAAAAAACCGUACUGGCGCUGUUGGAAAUUUAUUAACUGAAAAUGCGGGUAAAAAGCUAGUUUUUGGCUCAUUUUAAAUGGCAGUUUUGACUGAUCCAAAGAAAACACAGAAGAGUGACUUAUUUGACGAGAUGGGGCGAAUAGUUUUAGUUUUUCUCUAUCGAAUCCAGUGUUUGUCUUUUAUGUAAGGUUUAGUUUUUUUUUGCGAAAUCUGUUGUUUCGUUUAAAUUGUGUUAGGUAAAAUUUUCUAUAGCUUUUACGAUCCAUCUGAUGAUAUAUGACUUUUUUUUAUUAGUUUAGUAUUUUGUUCCGUUUAAUUUGUCUUUGUGGGAAGUAAAAAGUUCAGUCUGGCAUUGCGAGAUACAAUUUAGUUUAUACAGUACCUAGUUUUAUAGUUGAGAGAUGUUGAUAAACAGUAAAAUUGUCUUUAUAUUGAAACGAGCAGGUGAUUUUCACAGUAUAAACUUUUGUAGGCCCACUUUAACAAUAUAGUAUUCCUGAUAAAUAAGUAUACCAUCCCAUCUUCAUCGCCGACAGUAACUGUUGUUUUCAUCAUGGAACUGUUUCUAAUAAAAAAAACUUUAAUAAAGCACAUCUA